Molecule: messenger RNA, 456 nt
Organism: Kickxella alabastrina
Lineage: Eukaryota; Fungi; Kickxellomycota; Kickxellomycetes; Kickxellales; Kickxellaceae
Exons: 2
Coding region: 1-456 (151 amino acids)
Biological process (GO): positive regulation of ubiquitin-protein transferase activity; protein neddylation
Cellular component (GO): ubiquitin ligase complex
Molecular function (GO): ubiquitin conjugating enzyme binding; cullin family protein binding; ubiquitin-like protein binding
Source: RefSeq, a predicted model, not a curated record
AUGUCAGAGUCAUACCUUGAGCAGUGGUUUGCACAGUACCAGGAUUUUGAGCGGACAGACGGGGCGAGCGUGAUUAUGCCGGAUGGGUUUGAGCGGCUGUGUACGGACUUGGGGUACGAUAUGGCGAACAUUGAGCCGUUGGUGCUUAUGUGGAAGCUUGAGUGUUCCGAGCUGGGCAUGGUGACGUAUGAUAAGUGGGAGUCGUCACUCAAGGCGAUGAAUUUUGCGAAGGAUAUUUUACCAGUAAUCAAAACGCAAGAUAACAGGUUGUUUGACAAGUUUGUAAAUUUUUUGGAUUCGGACAGCGAAAAGUACAAGACUAUUAAUCGUGACCAGUGGCAAUCGCUUUUGGCGCUUUCAAAGAGUAUGGACAGCAACCUUACUGGGUAUAGUAAAGAGGAUGCAUGGCCUGCACUUUUUGAUGAGUUUGCCGAUUGGGUUCAGAAGCAGAACUAA